UGCUUUUAGCCUUCAGGCACGAGAUAAUUAAGCUUUGUAUAAUUGCAAAAAACAUUUUAUAAGACAAAACGAUUUACUCAGCAAUCAGUCGGUUAGUUUUAGCCAGGGACUGUUUGGCCAGGUGUUCGGCGGAGUGACACAGGACUCCACCUAGUUGUGACUAGUCAAGCGUCAUUACCGGCCGGUAAGAGUACGGAUCAGAAAUCUCAGGGUGACAGAUAAUCCCUACAACUACAGAUCGCUGCUUUUUCUUGUCUUUAUUCACCCGGAUUGCUCAGCUUGUGCAGUUAAUCAGCUAGUGGGCAAUCAUGGAUGGGGGAAAACGGGUCUGGGUGCCCCAUCCCACGGAGGGCUUCAAACUGGGGCGUAUUGUGGACAUAUCAACCAAUCUGAUCACUGUGGAGCCAUUUGAUGCCCCAGGAACGACGAUAAAUGCUAUAUAUGACAGGACCUUCCCUGCUGAAGAAUAUGACAAAGACGUAGAAGACAACUGUGCGUUGAUGUACCUGAAUGAAGGAACACUGCUCAACAACGUGCGGAUCCGCUACAUGAAAAACAAUAUCUACACAUAUGUUGCCAAUAUCCUGAUAGCCCUUAACCCUUACUUUGAGAUCUCAGAGCUGUAUUCCUCAGAGACCAUCAAGAAGUAUGAGGGGAAGUCACUGGGCACCAUGCCGCCCCAUGUCUUUGCUAUUGCUGACAAGUCUUUCCGUGACAUGAGGCGUGUGAAGGAGAGUCAGUCCAUCAUAGUCAGCGGAGAGUCGGGUGCUGGCAAGACAGAAUCCACCAAAUACAUCCUCAAGUUCCUGACCGAGGCCCGCGGUUCCCACGCUGGACCAAUAGAGCAGAGGAUUGUGGAAUCCAACCCCUUGCUAGAAGCCUUUGGUAAUGCCAAAACUGUGAGAAACAACAACAGUAGUCGUUUUGGAAAAUUUGUGGAAAUCCAUUUUGAUCAAAAGAGCCUGGUGGCAGGUGGGUUCAUCUCGCACUACCUCCUGGAGAAGUCUCGUAUCUGCGUGCAAAGCCCUCAGGAGAGGAACUACCAUGUGUUUUACCGUCUGUGUGCAGGAGCCCCAGAGGACAUGAGACAGGCUCUGAAGCUAGGGGCGCCUGAUCAGUUCCACUAUUUGGCACGAGGCAACACACAGUUUUUCUGUGGCCGUGAAACAGAAAAGAAUCUCGAUGCAAAGAGAAAAAGUCAGCAGUACCUGAAGAGUGGCAGCCUGCAUGACCCUAUUCUUGAUGAUGUAAAAGAUUUCCGUGUCAUGCAUGAGGCGAUGACUAAAAUGGGCAUGACUGACCCGGACAAAAUGGCAGUCUACACCCUGGUGGCUGCUGUGCUUCACAUGGGCAACAUCUCCUUUGAGGAGAACCAUGAGGACUCGAAAGGAGGCUGUAAGGUGAAAGGUUCAGCUGAGGCGUCUCUCUCCAUCACUGCUACUCUGCUGUCUGUGGACAAGGAGGAGUUAAGGGAAGCCCUGAUCAGCCGAGUCAUGCAGGCCACCAAGGGUGGACACAAAGGAACAGUCAUCAAAGUGCCCCUGAAGGUUUAUGAAGCGUCUAGUGCCAGGGAUGCUCUGGCGAAGGCCGUGUACGGGAAAAUCUUCGACUACAUUGUGGACAGAGUCAACAAGUCUAUACCAUUCAAAUCCUCCGUCAACUACAUCGGGAUCCUUGACAUAGCAGGAUUUGAAUAUUUCCAGGUGAACAGUUUUGAACAAUUUUGCAUCAACUACUGUAAUGAGAAACUACAGCAGUUCUUCAACGAGAGGAUUCUAAAAGAGGAACAAAUUCUUUAUGACAAAGAAGGAUUGAACGUGAAGAAAAUUUCUUACACGGACAACCAAGACUGUAUUGAUUUGAUUGAGGGAAAAGGCUCAGGUAUCUUUGAUCUGCUUGAUGAGGAGAGCAAACUGCCCACCCCCAAACCUGAUCACUUCACCCACGAAGUCCACCAGAGAAACAAGGAUCACUUCAGACUUAGUAUUCCCCGCAAGUCCAAGUUAAAAGCCCACCGAGAUUUAACGGAUGAUGGCGGGUUUCUCAUCAGACAUUUUGCUGGUGCUGUCUGUUACACAACUAGUCAGUUUAUUGAGAAGAACAAUGAUGCCCUGCAUGCCUCGCUCCAGUUCCUCAUCUCUGAUAGCAAGAGUGAUCUGCUACAGAAGAUGUUUGCAGAUAGCAAGGCCGCGUCUGGCAAACUCAACUUCAUCAGUGUCGGCAGCAAGUUCAGGAAACAGCUCUCACAGCUGAUGGAAAAGCUGCGCAGCACGGGCACCAGUUUCAUCCGCUGUAUCAAGCCUAACCUGAAGAUGGUGGACCACUGCUUUGAGGGAGCUCAAAUUCUCAGUCAGCUCCAAUGUGCUGGUAUGGGUUCUGUCUUGGACCUUAUGCAACAGGGCUACCCCUCUAGAACCCCAUUUGCUGACCUGUAUAACAUGUACAAGAAGUACCUGCCCCCAGAGCUCUCCAGGCUGGACCCCCGCCUCUUCUGUAAGUGCUUGUUUAAAGCCUUAGGUCUGAAUGAAGUGGAUUUCAAGUUUGGGUUGACCAAAGUUUUCUUCCGUCCUGGAAAGUUUGCCGAGUUCGACCAGAUCAUGAAGUCUGACCCAGAAAACUUGGCUCAGCUUGUGAAGAAGGUGAAGACCUGGUUAAUCUGUUCACGCUGGAGGAAGGCCCAGUAUUGCACUCUCUCUGUCAUCAAACUGAAGAACAAGAUCAUGUAUCGGGCUGCCCAGACUCUUAAGAUCCAGAAGGCAUUGCGCAUGUUCCUCUGUGUGAAGAAAUACAGACCAAGGUACAAGAUGAUUGGCAAGGUGAAGUCACUGCAGGGUCAGCUGACUUUAAUGGGACAGAUUGUGAGUCAGUUGAAGAAGGAGAAAGAGUCUGCCACCAAACAGGUGAAAGAUCUGGAAAAUGCCAUUGAGGGAUUAGUACAGAAGAUCAGGAAUGAGCCAAUGAGUUUUGCAGACAUGGACAAGAGCUACAACGCGCUCAUUGCCAACAUGAACAACCAGCUCGGUCAACUGAAGAAGAAACUGGAGCAGCAGAAGAAUGCUGAAGAACAGGAGAGACUGAGGAAAAUACAGGAGGAAAUGGAGAGAGAGAGGAAGAAGAAAGAAGAGGAAGAAAGGAAGAAACGUGAAGAAGAGGAACAAAGGAAGUUGAAAAUGGAAAUGGAGGCCCGCAGAAAGAAGGAAGAGGAAGAAAGAAAGGCAAGAGAAGAGGCUGAUAGGAAAGCUGCUGAAAAACUACAAGCUCAAAUGGCCAAGGAGGCUGAAGAAGAUAGAGCUAGGCAGUACGCACUGGAACAGGAACAUAGAGAUCGUGAGCUAGCGUUGCGCCUGGCCGCAGAGGAUCAGAACCAGGUGGAUGACAUUACAGUGCCUCCCCUGACCAGGUCAUCUGCUGUACUGGCUCAGAGACAGGCUGCUGCCUCCAAGAAGUUUGACCUGUCCAAGUGGAAGUAUGCUGAGCUGAGAGAUGCCAUCAACACUUCCUGUGACUUGGACUUGCUGGCAGCCUGUCGUGAGGAGUUCCAUCGUCGGUUAAAGGUGUACCACAGCUGGAAAUCCAAAAACAAGAAGCGGGACAACAAGGAGGAGGAUGAGAGGGUCCCCGAAUCCAUCAUGCAAGAAGCUGAAACAGCGAUGAAUGGAACAAGUGGCAAGGAUGAGAAUAUGCAGCGUUAUUUCCGCAUUCCCUUUGUCCGUCCAUCAGAAGAUCAGCACGAAGCUGGUCGUAAGCGCGGCUCCUGGUACGCUCACUUUGACGGGAAGUGGAUUGCCAGGCAGAUGGAACUGCACCCUGACAAACCACCCGUCCUUCUGGUCUCUGGUGUGGAUGACAUGCAGAUGUGUGAGCUGAGCCUGGACGAGACAGGACUAACCCGCAAGCGAGGUGCCGAGAUCCUGGAAAACAUCUUUGAGGAGGAAUGGCAGAAACAUUCCGGAAGCGAGUACCUUAAAAAACAUGCCAAGAAAAUCUCAUCCAAAUUUCUACAACAAAAGCUUGGUAUAACUAAAUAGAAAAGUAGGAUUAUGCUCCCCACAUUAAACCCUGCCUGGGCGCUGGUUGUAAUAUUAGCCUGAAGAAAAUAAUAUAUAGCCUGGCUAAAUGUACCAUAUUUAUUUUGUACUUAAUACUAGCUGUAUGUACAUUGAAGUCUGACAUUUCAUGUGUAUGUUACCCAAAAUUUCGCUCCACUAAACAAAUUGUUAGAUCAGGCAUCGAGUUUCCUCAUGCGCUUUUCUACCAAACCACGAAGCACGCUGAAAAUAGAUGGUGGGGUCAGAUGUCCAGCACCCUGUGCACCCAACUUCCAUCCCAAAAAAUCUGCUUCUCCCAAGGUUGCUCUAGAUGAAGUCCUUGACUGACUCUCUUGUAGUAAGCCUUUAUAGUUAAGAACAGAAAAUAUCUUUAUGAUUAUGUUAUUCAUUUAAUACCAGUAAGACAAUGUGCCGGUCAUUUACCUCCAUGCAGAUUUUGUAAGUCCAUCAGUUUUACUGAGUAGUAGCCAUGACAAUAACCUAAUGAAUACAUUCCAUUUAUUGAUAUGCUCAUGCUACGUACUUCUACGUGUAUGUUAAAACCUUCUUGUCCGUUGUACAAUAGCUCACUGUAAAAGUCAUAGCUGUAGUUACGAUGGUACUGGAUUACAGGCUUGAAAUCACCCCAUUUGUUAACUUAUUGCAGCUUUUUCUAUUUGUUGUGUUAGUGAACUUUAUGAGUGUGUCAUUACUACGCAGGGGUAUAGGUACAUCAGUGAAAUAGGACAUGGAAGUAUGUGUUUAUAACCAGAAAGGGGCACUGUGAUCUUGUGAACUAACCCGUGAAAUGGUGGUAAAGUGUUAUAAUACUACAUUCUGUAGGAGUAAUUUCUGUAUUGUAACUGUUAUGUUACAUGUUGUCAUGGAAACUUGUUGCAGACUUAAAAUUGAUCGGUUUAAUGUCUACAUUUUACAUAAUUAAUAUGUUUAAAGAAGUAAUAGGUAAAGAAGGGAUAUUCAAAGAGAAUGGGGAUAGAAUAUUGUGGGAAAUUGCAUUUCUAAAAUUAUAUUACUCAGUGAAAUUUGAAAUUUUGCUACUUUUAUUGAAAAAGGCCUGUACUUGCCCCCUUAAUAUGUGUCAAGUUGCUGAAAAGAGAAACCAGUAUUUUACAUAAAUUUAUGAAACCGUCUAAGAUAAGAGAAUAUAAUUGUUUGUAUCGGUAGUGAGAACAUAUUGAAAAAUAGGAGAAGAAGGAACAACUUAAGAUCAGGAAGAAAAAUAUUGGAAAACUUUCUAGCGAUGUGAUUUGUUUUUUACUGGUAUUGUUCUGGACUUUUGUGGAGUUGAUAGUAAAAUUAAUAGGAACCCUUUGCAGAAGUACACGUUACAAAGGGCUGUUGUGGUUUUGUUACUUGAAUUAAACUGUUGUUUAUGUCUAUAUAAUCCUGUUUGUCAUGAUUUAAAAAAAAAAGAGUUGAGAAGAAUUUAUUUCACUGAUAACAGAAGUUAAAACGACGACAACUAUGACGGUAUCUUUGUUGUCUUACAUGCACGUUUGUAUUUAAAGAACAGUUACAGAUUCUAAAUAGUGAAAUUUCAUGAUAUAAGAUAUUAAGUCAUUUGUUUUAUUUUACUCAUACUAAGUACUUGUGUUUUUGAAGAUAUUAUUCUUUCUGCGGGAUUGUUAAAAAUUAUGCUUAAUGUUUGUUGUUGAGUUACUUUGUUUGUAGGCCAUGUGUGGUCUAAGAAGUUGUCCCUGGAAGGAUUCAUAGUUUUCUGUAACUAUCAAGUUCAUCUAUGAUGCUUUGCUGUGUUAAGGAAUUGUCUAUUGUGAAAAUGUGUACAACCAUUCCGUGAUAAUGAAAAACUAAUCAUUGUCUCCAUGGAGAAAAUAUCAAAAGCUAUGCACUGGACAAACUAUAGUGAUAUAGAUGUAGGAAUAAUUGGCAGUACUUACAUUUAUAAGUAAUUUAUAAUUCAUUUUCCGGAGGAAAUUUCACUUACAUUCCUGAAUUCCAGAAAAACAGCGCUGCUCUUUUAAUACACGUACAUCCGUGUGCAAGGGUUACAUAAAGAAAUGGUUCCAUAAAUGGUUGUCUCCCCUGGAAAUAAUUUCCAAGUUUAUAUUAGGUAAUGGCUACUGUUACAUGUGAACAUCUGUGACUCACACCUGGCCAGUUACGUGUGAACAUAUCACCAUGUCACUCAUGAACCAAUUGUUGCACAUUUAUCAACAUUCCACCUGAAGUUUCCUGAUCAGAAUUGUCAUUGUUAAGUGUGUACCUGUGGAAAACUGUUGUUGAAUAAAGUGUCCAGUUUGUCUUUGUGGCAUAUAUCUAUCUUUUCUGUUGUUCAUUUCCCAAUUUCUAGCAAAAUAGAAGCACAAUUUUA
Molecule: messenger RNA, 6381 nt
Organism: Liolophura sinensis
Lineage: Eukaryota; Metazoa; Mollusca; Polyplacophora; Chitonida; Chitonidae
Product: unconventional myosin-VI-like
Exons: 31
Coding region: 309-4028 (1239 amino acids)
Biological process (GO): actin filament organization; actin filament-based movement
Cellular component (GO): cytoplasm; myosin complex; endocytic vesicle
Molecular function (GO): ATP binding; actin filament binding; microfilament motor activity
Source: RefSeq, a predicted model, not a curated record